AUGCAGCAACAAGUAUUAUUUGAAUUUAAUUCUGAUGCUAGAUCAGCGGCCAUAAAUAGUAUAAAAAUGUUAUGCUAUACAGUAGCUGUAAGAAAUGAAACAAAAAAACCUGAAUCUAUUUCUAUAAAUGCUGCCCGAACAACUGUUGCUAAUAAGUCAAGCAAUCGU
Messenger RNA from Funneliformis geosporum, 168 nucleotides. Lineage: Eukaryota; Fungi; Glomeromycota; Glomeromycetes; Glomerales; Glomeraceae. The record is from the annotation of a GenBank genome assembly.